GGGCAGGCUGGGGCAGGCCGGGACGAAUCAGGCCGUAAUCCGCGCGCCAGAAAGGGGUAGCGGACGAGGGAAUUGGGGCUGGGGUCCAGUGUCUGGCAAUGCCGCAGGGGGCGGGCUCUCACGCUGUACGGGGCGGAGCCCUGGGACUCGGGGCGGGACGCGGAACAGCGACGGUGCGAGUGGAGGGCGGAGCCCAGCCGCCCGUAGAGGGGCUAGGACGACUGCGGGGCGGGGUCUGGCGUUUAGAGGAGGAGCCGGAGCAGGUGGAAGGUGGAGCCUUGGGCUCAGAGACGGAGGGUGUGGGGUCCCAGGCGUUGGGGGCGGGGCUUCAGCCGGUGAGUGGCGUAGCUCCUGUACUGGAGAAGGGGCCUAGAAUUGCCGAGGGCGGAGCUGUAGGUAAGGGGGCGGAGCCACGUGCCCUGAAGGGCGGGGCCAAGGAGCCUUGUGAAGAGCUGAGCCCAAGUAAUGGCCCGGGGCGCCCACGUGGGGGCGGUCUCCGUGGUGGCCGCGCCUGGGGUCGCGCUAGACCUAGAACUCCCCCUGGAGAGAUUGUGUGGGUGGAGCGGGCUCGGUGCCCCGCUGACUCGGGGCCAGUCUGGGUGCCCCGGAGGCCCCCGAGAGCUCAGAGCUGGGGGGGCACCUCUGGCGGAGGAGGCACGGCCCCGGGAUGGGGGGUACCUCCGGAGGACCGUGGCUCCCCAGAGCCUCCUAGCGGAGAUGUAUGGGUGCCUCGGGGCCGGCCACCUGCAGCAGCUGCAGAGGUGUGGGUGUGCUGGACAGGAGGCAGCUGGGUGUGGCGGGAGUGGGGUCCUCCGGUCGGGACUAAUCCGGGGCAACCGGAUAGGGUUUGGACUUUGCGUAAAGGGGCGAGCGGGAAUUGA
Messenger RNA from Chionomys nivalis (European snow vole), 881 nucleotides. Its product is annotated as translation initiation factor IF-2. NCBI's taxonomy places the organism in Eukaryota, Metazoa, Chordata, Mammalia, Rodentia, Cricetidae. The transcript has a single exon. The coding region runs from base 99 to 881 and encodes 260 amino acids. The record is from RefSeq and is a predicted model, not a curated record.